ACUACUGUUUGAAGACUGUUGACUGAUGAGUCGCUAGCUGGUUACAGUUAGUUAACGUUAACUACUACAGGUCAUUAUGAUGUCCUGACACAUGUUUGAGUCAUAUUACAUUAUUAUUAACCCGAUACAAACAUGUCUGACACGCUUAAAAACGAAGAUGAUUUGGGAGCAGUUUUACUGGAGCUUCAAGAGGAUUUGAGACAACUCAAAUGUAGUCUUGAGAGCAUCACUGUCAACGAAGGGGGAAAAGUACUGGACAUUCAAGCCCUGGACGCUGCCAUUGGCAAGACAGAGAGUUGCAUCAGGAAGCAUACAGAGGAUUACCUGAAAACUGUGUCUAAGCAGCUGCUGGUUCUUCCAAGAAUUGAAGACCUACAAGAAAAGAAGCAGAUUCCCAAAUGGAAACCUGCUCUGGGGAAUAUCCCAGAUGUGCGUCCACAAAGGGAAAACCUUCCAGGGGCUUCACCUGGGGAAAAGCACAAGUCAGCAUUAACCAGGCGUUUGCUGUGUAAUCCUGCUCAUCCAAACAACAGAGUCAUUAUGCACCAGAAAUUUGGGAUAUCACUCCCUGAUGUCCACAAGAGGAGCACAAAUACAGAAAAACAUCACAGAAUAAUCACUGGCCUAAGUCUUCCAACCAUUGAACCAAAGGGCCGCCAUGGCCUGGCAACAUCUGAAGAAGACAUUGGGACAGAUACAAGUUUGCUUCAUAUGUCGAUCCAGCAUAAGACGGCCUCUCUUCACCCCAGAGAGGAUUCAUAUUCUUCUAAGAAAGGCUCAAAGUCCAGGUGCCACAAGAUGCUGAAAUGGGAAACAGAACCUGGAUCCACCUGCGAAAGAAUAGGCAGAGAAUGCACACCCGUCUGGACCACCAAGACACCGCCUCCCUCCACAUCCUCCAAGAGCAUGGCCCACAGCGACGGUUUUAUCCCUAAAAGCCGUCAGGAUCUACCUGUGCAAGUUCGAGUAAACAUCAGCAAAUACCCCUUUACCAUCAUAAAGGGACACAUCAACCCAGUGGCGACAGAUUUCUGUCACUUCAAGCAGAGCUUUAUCUUGUGCUGGAGCAGUGUGGUCGAUGCUCUGGAGGCCCUAGAAAAGCUGCUCAGAGACUAUGCUGUGCCUCUAGCCAAAGUGAGCGGGGAGCGACUAGUGGAGUUUGGCCAUGGUUGGGAUAAUGGUUGGAGAAAGGCUUCCCCAGUGACCAGCCUCCUCUGCGUGCUUGAAAACUGGGAGGAGGUGUUGAGUCUGGUCUUACGCCCAGGUCAGCGCUACAAGGGAGAGGGAGGCACUGAGGCGGCUGCCAUCCACAUCCAGUCCUGCUGGAGGCGCCACUCAGCCCGGACAGCCUACCUGUGCCACUGCCGCUGCAAGUGGGCGGUAGGCAUCAUCGCUAUCUCAUGGUUGAUGCACGCUCAGAUGCGUCGUGUCAAGAAGGCCCUGCAGGCCCGGCGUUUCAGACAACUGGAGAAUUACCGCAGCAGAGCCCAGCAUCUGGCAGCCAACUGGAAACACAUCCAGUCCUCCAAGAGGACCAUUAUCCACAUCCCUUCAUUAGGAUACUCCCGGAGCCAGCGAAUGAACUUGAGGCGAUUUGACGUCCUACAGAACAUCCAAAUAAGCAGACUGUGUGAUAUUAGAGAUGAAAAAGUGGAGGUGAUCUACGUGUGUCCGCGACAUCUGGGGGACGACAUUUUGCACUAUUACACCAGCCUCCUGAAGUGUGAUGGAGCCACAGUCGAGGAUGAUACCGUGACAUCCUCCUCGGUCAGACGCUUCAUCAUCCUCACACCUGAGGCUGUAGAUUAUUUCCCGACCCAUAAUAUGUGCCUGUCCACGCUGCUAAAGUACAGUCCACGCACCCUGAAGCGCAUCAGGAGCCUGAUCCAGGGGAAGCAGGCCUAUAUUGUGGGUGGAGUGGCCCACAUGGAUGACCUGGCAGUGGCUGAUGAGCUGGGAGUGCCAAUCCUGGCUCCAGAACCGGCUGUUGCACAGCUCUACGGCACCAAGUCUGGAGGGAGGAGGAUCUUCGCCGUGGCGGAGGUCGAUGUACCCCCCUGUCAAGGAGACAUCUACUCGCUAAACCAGCUCCAUGAAACACUGGCUAGGCUCUUAGCUCAAAACAUGGAUGUGCAGCGCUGGCUCUUCAAGGUGGAUUCUGAGCACGGCGGCCGUGGCACAGCAUACUGUGAUGUACACCACCUUAAAAGCUAUAACUGGGCCCUACAGGAAUGCCGUCGUUACGGUCCUGAGCUAUGGAGCACAGAGUGGAUUCAGGAGUCUGUGCUGCUUAAAUAUUUAGAUGAAAUCCCACAGUGGCUCGCUCGUUACGCCCAGCCUGCUAAAACCUCCCGCUAUCCCAACUGGGCCUGCUUCCUGAAGACCUUCCUCAGGCAAGGCGGUGUGGUGGAGGCCUACCCCCCUUCAGACAGCGUCACCUGUCUGACAGUAGAUCUGCUGCUGGAGCCCGGGGGUGAGGUGACCAUGCUGUCCUGUGGAGACCAGCUUCAUAGCUCCUGUCAGCUGGAAGCUAUCGGCUCUACUGUUCCUCAGACCUCUGUACACCCGGAGACCUUGCAAUCCAUUUGCAUGCGUGUGGGCCAGGCCUGUCUACAACGCCUUAUUGUAGGCUACGUCUCCGUGGACCUGGCCACCUUUCUGAACCGCAACACCAUGGAGCAAAAGGUGUGGGCUAUUGAUCUGGACCUCGCGUACAGUGACCAGCUGGCCAUGACCCAGAUGCUUCUGAUGAUGACUGGAGGAACGCUGAAUUGCCGCACAGGCUGUUUAGAAGUGCCAAUGCCACUCCGAGAAAAAUGCUGUGAACACCAGAUUGCAGCCAAACCUCCUGUGGUGAAUCGUUAUGCAGUUAUCGGGAGCCACUUGUUUCACUCUAACCUCUCCAUGUUAUACCAUAAUGUGUUCUUUAUGGUGUGCAAGGCUCAUGGUAUAGGAUUUAACAUGAAGAACCGUCUCAGAGGAUCUCCAGGGAGCUCUGGUGACCUUUGCUCAGAAUCUGUCAGUCAUUCAUCAGGAAAUAUCGCCCUCUAA
Molecule: messenger RNA, 3051 nt
Organism: Sebastes umbrosus (honeycomb rockfish)
Lineage: Eukaryota; Metazoa; Chordata; Actinopteri; Perciformes; Sebastidae
Gene: iqch
Product: IQ motif containing H
Exons: 19
Coding region: 133-3051 (972 amino acids)
Source: RefSeq, a predicted model, not a curated record